This is a messenger RNA of Emericellopsis cladophorae, 1752 nucleotides long. RefSeq lists its product as uncharacterized. Bases 1 to 1752 code for a protein of 583 amino acids. The transcript has 7 exons. Lineage: Eukaryota; Fungi; Ascomycota; Sordariomycetes; Hypocreales; Bionectriaceae. The record is from RefSeq and is a predicted model, not a curated record.
AUGAAUCCCGCCUGCCUCACCCCGGCCGAGAUACCGUCGCUAACCGUCGACCUGGGCCAGCAGUCAUCCAGAUCUUCUGGAGCAGAUGCUUUUCGCAACAUCUUCAACAAGAACAAUGGUGACAAGGAGGAAAACGAAAACGAUGUCCAAAGAAGAGAGCUUGAGCUCAAGUUCAACCAAGUGCAACGACGAAUCCAAGAAUUGGCUUACCAUGACGUGGGUCGCGAACGAAUCGAAAUCAGCAUAUCGAGCGAAUACGCGCAGGGAGAUGUUGAUAAAGCCGUCGACUACAUCGAUAUUCAGCAGAAGGCGAUACGAGGCGAGAUCAUUCCCUAUAACCCCGAGGUGCACAUGGUAGGCGCCGAAAAUCGGGGCGCGGUUACCUGUUACCUCGAUACUCUUCUCUUCUCCAUGUUCGCGAAGAUGGAUGCAUUUGAAUGCAUGCUGAAGAAUGACUUCCCGGAGGACAAGGCCAAAGAUUCAUUGGUGAAGCUGCUCCGCAUGUGGGUGAACAUGCUUCGCACGGGCCGGUUAAUUGGGACAGAUUUGACCGAAGAGAUACAAAAUUCUCUUGCUGCUUGCGGUUGGCCAGAAGCAGGCCUGCUGGAACAGCAGGAUACCUCUGAGGCCUUUGGUUUUCUGACAGAGACCCUACAACUACCCCUGCUUUCCCUCCAGGUCGAUUUGUUUCAUCAUGGAAAGAAGGACGAUGCCGAUCGCAAAGUAGUAUACGAACGCUUAUUGAACCUCGCCGUGCCCGAAGACCCCCAUGGAAAGGGCGUCAAACUGGAAGACUGCCUGGAAGAGUACUUCAACACGCGAGUGGAGGUCAACAGGGACAGUGAAGAAGCCAAAAUGUCAAAAUUGGAGAAUGGGCCGCUUUUGCGUCGACCGUCAAUGCUGGCUCGCAAUACCAUCAAGAUUCUGACGGAUGGGGUUCCCAGCUCAACAGCGAUGACUGCUUCUCCAUUGGCUGAGACAGCGCCAGUUUCUCAGCCGAAGAGUCAUGAAAUGGAAGCGGAACCGGAAUGCGAGCAUGUUGAAACGCAAAUUGACGUAGAUGUGGCAGAUCAGCCCGGUGAUGCCGGUAGCGGAGGAGAAGAUGCUUCUCUCCUUGAGAAGGCCAAGCGAAAGGGAUCUACUGUAGUCAAAACCGUAACCAUACCUGCAUGGCAGUUCUUCAGGCUUAUACCAUGGCAUUCUCUUGCCAAGAAUGCACCUCAAAACGACACAGAGGUCGCUAUGAACUUUGAUCAGCGACCAGUCGUCGGUAUUUGCCUGAAACGAUACACGUUUUCGGCAAAGGGAGAGCCCAUGAGGCAGAACACGUAUAUUGACAUACCAGACAGUCUUCGACUCCCACAUUUCAUGCUGGCGGAUGGUGCUACAGUCGUGGAGGGCGAGAACAGUACGACCGCCUUGACUGGUGACUAUAAGCUUGUCUUGCAGCGGCAUGACGUCGAUCCGCCCCCGGACUACGAAGAUCCCCAAUGGGUCAAAUUUGAUGACUUGCAGACUCACGGUCGGGUACAAUACGUCGAUGACAUCAAGGUUUCCCUUCGAGAUGAGAUGCCCUACCUGCUCUUCUAUCAAAUUAUUCCCAUUGCCGACGACCCGCCGUCUGACGAGGAUACAGCACCUCCCUCAUACGAGGGAUUCAGGAUGAGCGUUGAUGAACCGACAACGCCUAUGGCCGAGGAGAAUUAUGGCACCGGAGAGUCCAGCGACUGCGCCAUCGAGCAAAGCUCCUAG